Molecule: messenger RNA, 420 nt
Organism: Neopelma chrysocephalum (saffron-crested tyrant-manakin)
Lineage: Eukaryota; Metazoa; Chordata; Aves; Passeriformes; Pipridae
Product: cell adhesion molecule 3-like
Exons: 3
Biological process (GO): homophilic cell-cell adhesion
Cellular component (GO): presynaptic membrane
Source: RefSeq, a predicted model, not a curated record
AGAGCCAGCCCACGACGUCGGAUGAGACGGUGGUGGCCGGAGGGACCGUGGUGCUCAAGUGCCAGGUGGAGGAUCCCGAUGAUUCCUCGCUCCAGUGGUCCAACCCCGCCCAGCAGACCCUCUACUUCGGGGAGAAACGAGCUCUCCGGGAUAACCGGAUCCAGCUGGAAAAAUCCACCCCCAACGAGCUGACCAUCAGCAUCAGCGACGUGGUGCUGGCGGACGAGGGCGAGUACACCUGCUCCAUCUUCACCAUGCCCGUGCGCACCGCCAAGGCCCUGGUCACCGUGCUGGACGCCAGCCCGGUGCCCUCGGCGUCGGGCACGUACCACGCCGUCAUCGGGGGCGUGGUGGCCGUCAUCGUCUUCCUCCUGCUCAGCCUCCUCAUCGUCCUGGGGCACUACCUGAUCCGGCACAAAG